CUCCGGGACCCGGAACCCUUACAGUGUGACACCCGAAUGAAAUGCAGAAACCUCCGGGACCCGGAACCCUUACCGUGUGACACCCGAAUGAAAUGUAGAGACCUCCGGGACCCGGAACCCUUACCGUGUGACACCCGAAUGAAAUGCAGAAACCUCCGGGACCCGGAACCCUUACCGUGUGACACCCGAAUGAAAUGUAGAAACCUCCGGAGCCCUUACUGUGUUACACCAGGACUAGGUAACUAGGCAACAGUGGGAGCCGGAGUUGGAGGGUAGAGAGCGCCUUUCACGACCGCCGUACGUCCCAAAGUGCUUAAAGAAGGAUGUUCAGGAGAAGUGGAUUGGGGAGUUCCGCCCGAGCAAGAGCCCAGGCCCAGCUCUCUGGACAGAGAAUAUCAGGAAUCUUCGAAGAUUCUGGGGACGAUCUGCGGGAAUAUAUCAGCACACUGUAUAAGAAAAACAAUACUCUGAAGGUUAAUCCAUUCAACUUGCAUGAAAUUAGUGACUUAAGUGAUUUUUCAACAGCGGAUACUGUGGACCAAGAAUGGAAGGAGCAUCGAUAUUCAAAAACUGCAGCCACUGCUAUACCAAUAGAAGGUAUCAGGGAGCUGGCAUUGACAGGCAGUCGAUUCUUGAAAAAGCCAAGCAAACUGGCAGUAUCACAAAGUCCUACUGUGAGCAAGAGCACAUUGAAGAAAGUUAAUGAGGUAAAUACAAGAAGACCAGAUGCUGCCUCUGUGUUGAGCAAAUCUCCCAGUGCCGCGCUUGCCCGACUGGCACAAAUAGAAAGCAGAAUCAUGAACAGAAGACUGAAUGCACACGUGAUUGAUUCUGAUGAGUAUUUGUGCAGUUCUGAUGAAAAGCAGAUUUCUCCCAAGUCAAGCAGUGAGUUGAGUGGAAAAGGGAGCAGGUUCUUGAAGAGAACUGCAACAAAGCAGGAGGUUAAUGUCAGGGAUCUGAAGAAAGAAAUUGGAUCUUCAAAGAAAGAUCAGCAGAAUGGACAUCCUAAAUCUUCAGGCAGAGUGGUCAUGGUCGACAGUGAUGAGGAGGAAUUGAAAAGGAUGCUAGGAGGCUCCUUUAAAUUUGCUGAUGAAAAUGAAUUUACAAAAAAAUCACACAAGACUCCACAACACGGUUCCAAGUUACAUAAUCAGCUUCUUGUGGCUAGUGCUGUUGGGGAAAAGAAGGAACCACAUCAUAAAUUGCCUAUCAUGACAAACCACCAGAGGAGCCAGGUUAAAAUGCCCUCACCACCCAGUGUGGGCAUCCCUCUGAGUCAGUCUCCACGGAUGAGGUUUGUGAAACAAUGUCCAUUUUCCUCAUCUGAACAAAGUGAGAUUAAGUCUCUGGAUGAACUGUUUACUGAACCCUCUGUUGCUGAGGAUCUGAAAAAUCUGGAUAGCGAGUCCUCUAAUGAGUUCAGGCUAAAUAUCUUGACUUUGGAAGAUUUGGUGCCAACUGUAGAACAGAAAAUGAACAAAGAAGCACCAGCUGUGAAGAAUGAAGCAAACCAAUUCUCUGAUGUUCAGAGCAUACAGUCGACUUUUCGCACCACUGGGCUUCAUGUGGCAGAUGAACUAGUCAGUCCAGAUGCUCAACCUAGCACACUUUCAAGAGAGAAGGAUGAGAGUGAACUUGAAAGUGAUAUAAUGACAGAAAGUGCUAUAAUUGGAAGUGAAAUCACUGAACAUUUGAAUGGGAGUCCUUUAUCAAGGAAGGAAAAAAACUUUCCAGAGAACCUACAUGAACAAUUAAAAUCAGAUGAUGAGAGCACUCUGUGUUCUGAAUACUCAGAGGACUUUGAAAAUUCAGACUAUGAAGUUGCCUCAAUAAACAAGGACCAGAGCGAAUCAUGUGCUGAGAAGUCAUCUAAAGAGGAGUUAAAGACAGAUUACUCAGAUAACAGUACUUCCCAUUCAACCUCUUCAACUCCAACUCCAGAUCAAUCAAAGUCAGCAGCAAGCUCUGAAUCACUCUAUUCAUUGGAAAAGAAGCAAGUGAUGGGUCUGACUAAAGUGGCUGUAAAAGAUACAGCAAUACAGACCCAGCCAUCUGGCAUGGCCUACACUUGGUCCAGAGAGGAAGGUGUUGCAGUCCUUGGAGCAUCUCUUGGAGCUGCAUAUGUGGAUCCCACCCCUAUUGCUAGUCAUGUUAUUAGCCCUGAUGCAAUCGAAGCAUUGACUGCAUAUAGUCCUGCUAGCUUUGCUCUGAAUGAUAUGCUGAAACAGCAGCUCACUCUAAUUCAACAGUUUGUGCAAGUCAGUCGGCAUCUCUACUUAUCUGUUGUGGCCUCAAUAGAAAAGGACAACUACCAUUACACAACUUUGGACGAAACAAAAGAGUUUAUCAGACGUCAUAGGUCACCACCACUUACCUUGGAUGAGGCCUUGGAAGAGGUGCAGCAGGAAAUGAAGCAAUAUCACUGUUAAUGAUGACUAACAAGACUGAGAAAUAAAUACUGCAAUGUUAGUAAUGGAGAGAAAGAGCAACUCCUGCAACUGGCACUCCUAUCAAUGUCACCUGUAAAUUAUUUAAUAUUCUAAUGCUCACUUAUGCACACAGCUUUUCAAACUGAUUCUGUGCAUUUACGAGUGGUUUAAUUCUGCAAUUAACAUACCACAUUGGCACUUGUUGCAGGAAAGCAGGUAUGGAUGAGAAAUAUAAAUAAUCUUUUUGUACAAAUGGACCCUAUUAUCCCUUGUUAACUCCAACAUUGAUUAGAAUCCGCUGAAGUUUCAGUAUUUUUCUAUCAGCAAUAUUUAUAUGCUAAAUGUAGCUUCUCUACAAAAUUGUUUCAUGUUGUAAUGAAUUGGUUACUUAAAAUUUAUAUUGGAUGUCUCAAAGUGUUUCACAACCAUUUAAUUCCUUUGAAAUGAAGCCACCUUUGUGAAUGUGGUACCCAAUUUUACACAAGAUCCCAUACCCCCCCCCAAAUGACAUAACUAACCAACUUAUUUCUUUGUGAUACUGGUUGAAUGAGGAACUUCAGGUAGGAGAUCCCACUGUUCAUAUCAAUCAUAUGCACUCACCUGAACAGGCAUCCAGGGCCUCAGGUUUGAAAUUUUGUCUGACAUUUAUAUUGCUGUGUAGAGCAAUCCUUCAGUAUUAUAUGUGUUAAUCUGGGUGAUAUGUAGACUGGGGCUACAAACCACAUUCAUCUUACUUAGGAGAGAGCACCACUGUUUGAACUAAGCUUACAUUUGAAGUUCUACAUCCAAUUUCCUAUUUUGUCAAUCGGAGUCCUGAAUUUGUGAAGUUAGCAGCAACAUCACUGGAUACCUAUAAAGCUGAGUAUUUUUAAAUAAAACUUCCUUGUUUGAAAUUCCUCUUCAUAUCAGGCCAUUUUACAUUCUGAGUAACAAUAAAUGCUAAAAAUUGUUUUGCUUCUUGAACUAAUGAUGCCUGGAGAGAUCAAAAAUGUUUAAAUAGAAAUUUGGACAUCCAGUAAAUAGUUGAAUGAACGAUGGAAAAAUUCACAUUUUAAAACAUUUACUAUAACAGACAGACAAAAAGCACUAUUGACCAAACAUACUUCAUGCUGGCAACUUGUGGUUAACUACAGAAUGGAAUGUUCAUAACCGAUACAGUACACUUCACAGGUUUACACUGGCUUGUAGAGUUGUCACUUAAAUUUUCUUUUCCUCUCUGGAAACAGUCCAAAAUGAUUUAUUACUCCAGAGAGUUUACUUUGGAACUCUCCUUUCUCAAGCUGUUAACCUCUAACCCCAGAACUGUUAAUCAUGAUGAGAGGAUUACUGGAGAUCGUCCCUCUAGGCACACAAAAGAAUUUGGCUUUGUCAUUCUGAGCACAGACUUCCACUUGCAUUUUGGGGAUCCCAUACUUUUCCAGCGUGCUGGAGACUCCCAGUCAAUUAACUAAUAGCACAGAGGUUAUUGCUGUUGUCUCCAAGUCUACCUUGUACUUUCUCCCAGUAAAACAAUGUUUAAUUUCUUGUAAUCAAACCACUCAGGCUUGCAGGUUGGCUUCAAAGCAGGUUUUUACCAUAAAGACAUAAUCACAAACCAGAACAAUCUUUUAAACCUCAUUAUUGUAACAGACAUCUUGCUACAGGUCUAACAGAAACUAUGUUUGCAAAUGAUAUUACUGAAUCUGUGAAAAUGUCCCAGUACCACAAGGUAAUUCAAAAGCAAAGAAGUGUGGAUAUUUGAAAUAUGAAAUAAAAGGAAAGGAAAAUUCUGGUUAUAUUCAGCUGGCCGCAUUUGCACCUAUGGAGAAAGAAACAGAGUUGAUGUUUCAGGGCAGUGAUGUUUUGUCAAAACUGGAAAACAUUGGAUGUGGAACAGGUUGUAAGAAAUUAUUGAGGCAUGGAAAGGGAAGAGGGGAGGAAAAUGUCUGUGAUAAAAUGAUUAAGAUAGGAGUAAUGAUGGUACAAGGCCACAGGAGAGUGGAAACCAUCCCAACAAAAUGGGUUUGCUGUGAUAUCAACUCUCACCACCCCAGGCUGGUAAAAAUGAACCCACUUCUCUCUUCAGCUACCAGACCUGAGUGUUUCUAGCAUUUUCUGUUUUUAGAAUUUAAUAUUUCAAUGUAAACUUUCUCUGGUAAACCACUUACCAUAUUAAUCUACAACAUCGCAAGGGUGGACAUGUUGCAGACGAUAAUGUGCUUUCAUUCACAGGAUGUGGGCCUUGCUGGCUGGGCCAACAUUUAG
Messenger RNA from Chiloscyllium plagiosum (whitespotted bambooshark), 4673 nucleotides. The record is from RefSeq and is a predicted model, not a curated record. Lineage: Eukaryota; Metazoa; Chordata; Chondrichthyes; Orectolobiformes; Hemiscylliidae.